Molecule: messenger RNA, 1676 nt
Organism: Dimorphilus gyrociliatus
Lineage: Eukaryota; Metazoa; Annelida; Polychaeta; Dinophilidae
Source: the annotation of a GenBank genome assembly
AGUUGGAUUCUUUUUUGGUUUAUGUCUGUCAUCAAUUUGAAUGAGUCAUUGAAAUUAGCAUUACUGGAACAAAAAGCCUCUUUUUAGACAUGGUGAAAACUUUAAUAGAUUUUUGCUAUCAGACUAUUGCAUUUUCUGUGGCUGAUCUGGGAUGUCUGCUUGACGAUUUACCACCAUCUUAUCGAGAAGCAUUAAUAUACCGUAUUUUCGCUCACGACUUGAUUUUCUCUCAAAACUGGGCAGUUAUUAAGAAAUAUGUAAUUAAAUCGUGUAACAUUAGAACACUAAACAUUUACAAUAGUUAUGAAUUGAACGAUUCUCACCUAAAAACAAUUGGACAGGAAACUAAUAAUUUGGUAAAAUUUGAGCUAAACUCUUGUUCAUUGAUUACAGAUGAAGGCCUACUGAGUUUACUGGAAAAUCAGAGUGGACUGGAGGAGAUCAGAUUAAAGAAACUGCAAAAAUUAACAUCAAAAGCCUUCCGAUUCCAUUCGCCGAAAUUAAAAUUAAUAAAACUACGUAAAUUAAAGAAUUUGCAAUCUGAUGAAAUUCUAUUAAACUUUUUCCGACGUCAUACAACGAUUGAAGAGAUCAAAUUAGAAGACAAUAUAGGAGUAAAGGAGGAUGUGAUUGAAACCAUAGCCAAAUCCAGUAAUGAAAAUUUGAAAAUAAUUGACGUAUCCGGUAGUUCUAUGAUGACAAAUCUUUCAUUAAAUAUUAUUGGAGAGAACUGCCCUAAUUUACAGACUCUUGGCUUGUUUGGAUGUAAUAAAGUUGAUGGAACUUCUCUAGUUUGCCUUAAGGAGGGAUGCCCUAAUUUAAAAAAUUUAGAGCUAUCCUUCAUCAGUAAACUAUCCAAUGCGAUUAGUUAUCCCGCCUUAAUGAACCUACCUGAUUUAUCUUCGAUAUCUUUAAAUGGAAUAAGCUUGGAAUCGGAAGAUAUUCUUUGCAGAACAAUUUGCCGCCUUAAGAAUUUGAAAGAGUUAAAGUUGCGAGGAGUAACAUCGUUAAACGAUGCAACCCUUUCGAAAAUCAUUGAAGAAGUUGGAGAAAAUUUAGAAGUGUUGGACAUAAGUCACGAUAUGGUUAAGAAUAUAACCGACGAUUCUUUAAAGAAGAUCUCGGAACAUUGCACUAAACUACGGAGUAUUAUGCUAAGUAAUAUGAAAGGUAUUAAUGGGAGAGGUUUAGUGCGACUUUUAAAUGAUCAAGAGAGGUGCGAGAGGAUUACUUGGCUCUUUCUUUCCGGAUUAUCGGUACUAAGCCUAUCGGGCGUUACAAUAGUAGACGACCAAGUUCUCUUUGCUUUAGCCGACAAUUGUCAUUCACUAGAAGUGAUGGAACUAAAAGCUUGCAGACUGAUUACUGACAAAGGAAUUUGCAGUAUUGCAGUUGCCAAUCCAAAUAUUCAAUUUCUAGUCCUAUCCGGCAUCCACAAUCUAACUGACAAGAGUAUAUUUGCGUUGGCAAAUCAUUGCUGUUUCCUCCAAGACUUAUUCAUAAAUGGUUGCGCCAAUAUUACUGGUCAAGCUGUCAACUACUUGUUAGACGUUGUUAUUAAUAGAGUAGCGGUCUACCACGAUACUCCAAACGCCCAGCCAGGUCAGCUUUUGGCUCUAAAUUUAGAUACUGGCGAAUAUUGCAGAGCCGACUUAUUUGAAUUUCCACGCUACUGA